AUGGCGAAGCUCGCAACUCUUGGUCGCAGUGUGCUUAGAUUCCCAAAUGGAAGCAUGAGGCUUGUUAUGGUAACAAUUAUUGGAGCAGUCCUUGGCUUUUUCAUUGGAAUUUCAUUCCCUUCGGUCAGCAUAACAAAGCUUCACUUUCCAGCUAGCUUUGUUUCAUACAUUGAAGACAAAAACUCUGGACUCACAACCCAAGCUAUACUCAAUCAUGCUUGGACUUCUGCCAGAAACGCAAGGGGAAACGGUACCGAACCAACUUCAAACAGUACCUUAAAGAUUUAUGUCCCAACGAACCCCAAGGGUGCAGAGGGGCUAGCACCACGUAUCGUUGUAUCAGAGUCUGACUUCCAUUUGCGCAGGUUAUGGGGAGACCCAAGUGAGGACCUGCCUUUCAAACCAAAGUACCUUGUUACCUUUACUGUUGGAGUUGAGCAGAAAGAAAAUAUAAACAGAGCUGUGAAGAAGUUUUCUGACAAUUUUGCUAUUCUGUUAUUCCACUAUGAUGGUCGGGUGAGUGAGUGGGAUGAAUUUGAGUGGUCCCAGCGAGCUAUCCAUAUUAGUGUCAGGAAACAAACUAAAUGGUGGUAUGCCAAAAGAUUCCUGCAUCCUGAUAUUGUGGCAGCUUAUGAGUACAUAUUCAUCUGGGAUGAGGACCUUGGGGUUGAGCAUUUUAAUGCAGAGGAGUACAUCAAACUUGUUAAGAAGCAUAAUUUGGCCAUCUCUCAACCUGGAUUAGAGCCUGAUCGGGGUUUAACAUGGCAGAUGACCAAAAGAAGAGGUGACAGUGAGGUUCACAAGGAUACAGAGGAGAGGCGGGAUGGUGCUCUGACCCUCAUCUUCCACCUUGUGCUGCGUAUGUGUUUUGUUGAAAUAAUGGCUCCAGUCUUCUCAAGGGAUGCAUGGAGAUGUGUGUGGCAUAUGAUUCAGAAUGACUUGGUUCAUGGUUGGGGCUUGGAUUUUGCUCUCAGGAAAUGUGUGGAGCCUGCUCAUGAAAAGAUUGGAGUUGUUGAUUCACAGUGGAUCGUUCACCAAGUGGUUCCUUCUCUGGGGAACCAGGGGCAGUCAGAAAACGGAAGAGCGUCAUGGGAAGGGGUGAGGGCGCGGUGCAGGAAGGAAUGGGGCAUGUUCCAGACGAGGAUGGCGGAGGCAGAGAAGGCGUAUUACAAGAUGAUGGGCAUCACCCCUCCAAACUCCACGCUUGUCUAG
Messenger RNA from Miscanthus lutarioriparius, 1212 nucleotides. NCBI's taxonomy places the organism in Eukaryota, Viridiplantae, Streptophyta, Magnoliopsida, Poales, Poaceae. The record is from the annotation of a GenBank genome assembly.